AUGGCAGGAUCCGUCCAGGGUGCACAGGGUGAGAGUGUGGCAGAAAAUGAUCUCGACCUCGAUGACAUGGAAUACAAUCGCGACAACGGAGGUGAUUCGCUUAUUCCCGAGCCCAUCGUGAUGCGAUCGGCGCUAGGUGAACCGGUACCAACGGUACAGAUUCCGAACAAGGAGGGCGAGUUUGUGACGAUGACACGCAUGGACGUGGCGGAGUGCAAAAGUAAUGCCACCUAUUACGAGGCCACCAAAUACGUACAGUGCUAUCUGUACCGGGCGAACGCGAGCGAAGAUCGGUACGAGUUCCACUUUAACGGGCUAAGCUCGAUCGUGCAGGCUGGCUUCAGACGGGACCUGCCCACGGCCAUCCUUGUGCACGGUUGGCUCGGCAGCUCAGAGUCGGUGGUGAUUGAUCCGCUCGCCAAGGCACUGCUCGCCCAAGAAGACAAGAACGUUAUCGCGGUCGAUUGGGAGCAAGGGGCGAGCACUUUGCUCUAUCCGAUUGCCCGUUACCGUGUGCCGAAGGUUGGCGCUCUGGUUGCGGCACUGAUAGAUAAUCUGGUGACCGGGCUCGGUCAGGACAUCAAUCAAAUCGGCAUUAUCGGCCACAGUCUUGGUGCACACAUAGCCGGUAUUGCUGCGAAGAAGGUGCGGGCAGGCAAGAUAGGAUACAUCGUAGGUCUCGAUCCGGCUUCACCACUGUUCCGCUUGAAAAAGCCGGACGAUCGGCUCACCGCGGACGAUGCACAGUACGUCGAAAUUAUUCACACCAAUGGAAAGGCGCUCGGCUUUUUCACCAACAUAGGCCAGGCCGACUACUACCCGAACGGUGGCGUACGGCAGCCCGGCUGUGGUUUCAGUCUAACGUGCAGCCAUCAGCGAGCGGUUGAUUUUUUCAAGGAAUCGCUCAAGAUACGCAACUAUUACGCCCGACGAUGCGAUGAUCUCACGAACCUGGGACCAUCCUGCUCCACCGAUCGAGCGGUGCUGGGUGGAUUGGUUUGGAAGUCAUCAAAACCGGCCGGUGUGUACUACAUCGCAACAGCCUCCAACGAACCAUUCCUUCGCAGUGGAACCGCCGAUUGUCGAUCAAUAUCCUGGAUCUUCGCGGUAGCAUUAGGCGUUGCGUCGGCAGUACGGUGCACGUGGGCAUGA
This is a messenger RNA of Anopheles maculipalpis, 1152 nucleotides long. Its product is annotated as phospholipase A1-like. Lineage: Eukaryota; Metazoa; Arthropoda; Insecta; Diptera; Culicidae. The transcript has a single exon. Gene Ontology annotation, molecular function: lipase activity. Bases 1 to 1152 code for a protein of 383 amino acids. The record is from RefSeq and is a predicted model, not a curated record. Gene Ontology annotation, biological process: lipid metabolic process.